Polistes canadensis is the source of this 1755-nucleotide messenger RNA. RefSeq names its product leucine-rich repeat-containing protein let-4-like. The record is from RefSeq and is a predicted model, not a curated record. Lineage: Eukaryota; Metazoa; Arthropoda; Insecta; Hymenoptera; Vespidae. The transcript has a single exon. Bases 17 to 1633 code for a protein of 538 amino acids. Gene Ontology annotation, molecular function: protein binding.
CUAGGCAGAAAAAAUUAUGAACAAGCAAACACAAGGUGCAGUAUUUGGCGUUUUAAGUUUUCUGGCAUUGUUCAGAAUUGGACUAUUGCAAUCCACCGAAGAUGGCAUUUUAUUACCGUUUUCGCCGAAUAUGAAUAACGAUGAAUAUAACGAUGAAUAUAACAAUGAAUAUAUCUUUGGAUAUAAGAAAGAUUACGAUUACUAUGCGAAAGAAGAUGCAACAUUAUCCGCAGAUUCUAACAUUUAUAAAGAUAUAAAUAUAGAUGAAGUUAUUCAUAAGAAGGAUUUAAAUACUGAGAAAUCCAAUAUGGAGAAUUCAAAUACGGAGGAUCCAAUGACAGAUGAUCCAUAUACUGAGAACAAUAUUUUAAAUGUAAAUUGCAAUAAAUUUGACUCAUUGUUUAAUUUUUCAGAUACGAUUAUAAAAAGACUUGGAAAAGAUUUCCAUAAUUCUCCGUUUACAAGAUGUUUGAAUUUUGAAGGAAAUCAAAUAGAAUCAGUCGCGUCUGGUGCAUUUAAUAGUUUACCAGCUUUGGAAUAUUUAAAUCUAGCUGGAAACUCGAUUUCAUUUGUAUUUUCGUUUAAUGGUCAUAAUAAUUUGAAAGUAUUAAUACUCGCAAAUCAAUCAUUGUAUUACGAGCGAAUAUUGGAAAUAUCGGGAGAGUAUCCGGAACUACGUUAUUUAGAUUUAAGUAAUAACAAAAUAUCUUCUAUAAAUCGGCAAAAUGAUUAUUUUCAGGAUGUUUAUAGUUCUACAUAUGAAAUACGUGUAUUUCCUAGAUUAAGUUAUUUGGAUUUAUCUUAUAAUAAGUUGACAACAUUCAAUAAUAAUUUUUUAUUUAAUCGCAAUAUAACGAAUCUGUAUCUAACGAAUAAUAAUCUUUAUCAUGUCGAUUUACAUAUUUAUAGCAAUUUAGUUGAAUUGGUGCUAGAAGGUAAUGACAUUAGAGGUAUCGUUGAUUAUUCUAAUAGUGAAUACGUAUGGAUCGAUGAAAUGCCAGAAUUGAAAUAUCUUUGGAUAUCUAAUAAUCGUAUAACCAAAAUAGAUGAAAGAAUCUUGAAAAAAAUGAACAAAUUAGUUACUCUUGAUCUUUCGAAUAACGAACUAGAAAGUAUUUCAAUAGCACAAAAUUAUGAAUUUAAUUCAUUAGAAAACAUAUAUUUAGAUCAUAACAAAUUAUUUUCAAUCUCUAUGAGACAUCGCUUAUCAAACUUAUCCAUUUUAUCAGUGACUUAUAAUGAGUUGAAGGAAAUUGUUCCGUAUUUUGUAGAUGCACCAAUUUUGAAGAAAUUGUAUUUAAGUAAUAAUGGAAUUAAUGCUAUUCAUGAACAUGCAUUUUCUAAACUUGAAUUGUUAGAAGAACUUUAUUUGCAGAAUAACGUUUUAGAACAAUUACCUAACAAAUGGAGUCAAAAUUUAAGAAAUCUUCGUUAUCUCAAUUUGUCAAAUAACGCAUUUAAAACUUUAGAAUCUUUAUCGCUUAUCCAGUCUUUACCAUUAAUAAAAAUUGAUUUCAUAAACAAUCCCAUAAUUUAUAUGAAAGUUGAAGUUUUGCAAAAUUUACCGAAAAAUGCAACCAUAUACUUGAUUCCGCAAUUUAAAGACAAUGAGUUAUCUAAAAGAAGUUUGUAGAAUUGUAUAUUAUAGGCUUAUUUAUAUUUUUCUGAAUUCUUGAUUAGCUGUUCCUUAUCUAUAGUUAAAUCUUGGAUGUAUGUUAAAAUGAGAUAAAUAAAAAAAUAAUAUUAACUUCGUAA